Sardina pilchardus (European sardine) is the source of this 894-nucleotide messenger RNA. Its product is annotated as macrophage mannose receptor 1-like. Lineage: Eukaryota; Metazoa; Chordata; Actinopteri; Clupeiformes; Clupeidae. The record is from RefSeq and is a predicted model, not a curated record. The coding region runs from base 1 to 894 and encodes 297 amino acids. The transcript is spliced from 5 exons.
AUGACAACACUGCUGGUCUCAGGUCUGGGCAGUCUGUCCUUCUCUGUGCCACGUCAGUUCCAUGUGGUGGAGGAACAGAAGAACUGGACAGAAGCUCAGCAGUACUGCAGAGAGGAGUUCACUGACCUCGCCACCAUAGAUGACAUGACAGAGAAUGAGAAGGUGCAGAGCAUGAUCCAUGAAGCAGGUGUAAAUGCUUGGAUUGGGCUGAAGAAGGGAAGCAGUCCUAAGUGGCAGUGGUCUCUGGCUGACAGGCAUUUCUACAGAGAGAAUGAAACAGAGUUCAGGAGCUGGGCUACAGGCCAACCAGAUGGAGGUGGAGAAGAAUGUGGGUUUAUGCGGCGUGAUGGAAAAUGGUAUGAUUACUGGUGUAGCGUCAGUCAUCCCUUCAUCUGCUAUGAUGACAACCUGGUUCUGGUCCGUGAGAAUAAGAACUGGAGAGAGGCGCUGCAGUACUGCCGAGAGCACCAUGUGGACCUGGUGUCUGUGACGUCUGAGCGGGUCCAGCGCUGGGUGAGUGAGCGGGCUAAAGGAGCCUCCACUGCUCACGUGUGGGUGGGCCUGCUCCACUGCUACAGCCUGGGCUGGUACUGGGUCUCUGGACAGAACGUCUCCUACAGCAACUGGGCCCCAGGGUACGAGCAGGUGGGGUCUGACCAACACAGACUCGGGGCAGUGGAGUCUAGAGGGGGGCAGUGGGUAAGCGACCUGACUGAGGCCGACCAACUCAACUUCAUCUGCACCACUGAGGACUCCAAAGAGAUUAAGCAGAGACUGAGGGACAGUGGGAUGCCAGCAGACGCCAAACUGACCUGGAUGACACAACCGGAUGGAAAGAUCUUCAAAGAGAAGGAGGAGAAGAAAGAAGAGGGGAGGAAGAGAACUGAGCUCUAA